AUGGGUGCUUUGGACAGACUCAAACAAAUCAAGAUGGCUUACAAACUCGAUUUUGUUUAUGUGUUUGAACCUUUUUGUAGAAAUUCCAUGAUUAAUAAGUUUAAAAGAAGAUUGGGGUAUCAAUUAUGUUACUCUAACUGCAACAACCAAAUCUGGAUUUUUUGUGAUCACAACUAUGAAUGUAUCAUUUUGGAAGACAAGGAACAACAUGUUACUUGUAGCAUCAAAUAUCAAGAAGAUACUAUUCUUUUAACUGUGGUCUAUGCUAAGUGUGAUGAGCAACUCAGAGAAACUUUGUGGGAUGAACUUAGACUAAUUGCUAACAAUUCAAACUCGCCUUGGAUGGUGGUAGGUGACUUCAAUUGUAUUCUUGCCCCAGAAGAAAAGAAAGGAGGUACAAUUCAUAGAAUGAGCAAAAGUAUGCCUUUGCUCAAUUGUAUGAUGGACUGUUCACUCGAAGAUGCUGGAUAUAUUGGAUCUACUUAUACUUGGUGUAACGGAAGAGGACCAAGGCAUAGGGCUAACUAUAAGAAAUACUUCAAGUUCUUAAACUUGUGGACAGAAGAGCCUGAUUUUUUGGAUAUUUUAAAGGAUGCAUGGGCUAUUGAAACUGUUGGAACUCUUAUGUGGAAGGUUCACUUGAAACUUAAGAAUACUUGCAAAAAGCUCUCUGAAUGGUCCAGAAAUACUCUGGGUAAUAUCUUUGAAACCACCAAAAAGAUGGAAGCUAGGAUUGCUCAACUGGAAGAAGUCUGCUUAAGAGAUAAUUCUGAGGAAAAUAGGAUGGCUUAUAAUAAUGCUAAUGCAUUACUGAUCCAACAUGUGAAGAAGGAAGAAGCCUUUUGGAGGCAAAAAGUUGGUCUUAAAUGGAUUACUGAUGGAGAUGCUAAUACCAAGUUCUUUCACUCUGUCAUCAACACUAAGAGAAGAAAGAUGCACAUGAAUAAGAUCAAGAAAGAAAAUGAUACCUGGAUUGAAGGGGAGGAUAAUAUUGCCUCAGAAGCUGUCAAAUUCUUUGAAGAUCAAUUUACCUUUCAAGAUGUGGAUGAUGACCCCGCUUCUGAAUUGUCUUCCACGAGUUAUUAA
This is a messenger RNA of Lycium barbarum (goji berry), 1086 nucleotides long. RefSeq lists its product as uncharacterized. Lineage: Eukaryota; Viridiplantae; Streptophyta; Magnoliopsida; Solanales; Solanaceae. The record is from RefSeq and is a predicted model, not a curated record. The coding region runs from base 1 to 1086 and encodes 361 amino acids. The transcript is spliced from 2 exons.